Molecule: messenger RNA, 2163 nt
Organism: Colletotrichum abscissum
Lineage: Eukaryota; Fungi; Ascomycota; Sordariomycetes; Glomerellales; Glomerellaceae
Exons: 3
Coding region: 1-2163 (720 amino acids)
Cellular component (GO): plasma membrane; cell division site; growing cell tip
Source: RefSeq, a predicted model, not a curated record
AUGUUGCGGCCGGCAACCCCCAUGUCGGUGCUGCUCUUUGCGGCCUUCGCCUUGCUUCUGCUGUCUACCCUAUCGACCCCGAUUAUUAAGGCUAUUCCGCUGGGUAGUUUCAAGGGAGCCAACUUUGGAGUCUUUGGCGUUUGUAAGGCAGACGGCACUUGCGAAGGCCCUGAGAUUGGUUAUGACACGACACGAGUUUUUGGAGCCGCGGAUAGUAAGGGGGCCUUUGACCUCCCAGACUCUGCCCGAAACACUCUGUCAGCCAUCUUGAUCGUACAUCCUGUCGCUGCCCUCGCGACUCUCAUCAUGUUCAUCAUGGCUGCCGUCGCUCACCUUCACUCGCCCUCUCAUUCUGCGAGAUACCUUCUCGCCCUCUUCAUCUUCUCUUUCAUCGACUUCCUCAUCUGUCUAUUGGCUUUCCUCGUUGAUGUUCUCCUCUUCGUCCCCCACAUGGCAUGGGGCUCAUACAUCGUCCUUGCCGCUACCAUUCUUGUCGGAAUGAGCGGUUUGGUCUCGUGUGCUAUGCGCCGCAUGUUGGUCAGCAGAAAGGCCAGGAAGAAGAGAAUCGCCGAGAACGCUGAGAUGAGCGGAGAGAAUUACUACAACCGCGAGGCUCAGGUAAAGACUGCUGCGUCGGUCGCCUCUCAGCCUACUGUUCCCGUUGUCAGCGGAGGAAACGGCAUUGAUAAGAUGCCGACCUUUGCCUCAUUCGAAUCUCAGAAGAACAAUGACCAGGUCAGCGAUGAACGUAUCCCUCUCACAGCAAGAAGUCCGGUCAAUGGCUCUCAAGGCGUCAUGACUGCUAGCGAUGCUCCUCCUUCACGAUCUGGUUCUGUCCCGCCGAUUCAGAGAGAUCCUUAUGGAAACCCGCUGCCGCCUCAAGAUGGAUUUGGCCCAAGAAGAGGUCCCUCGCAGGAGCGCAUGAGAGGUAGGGGCGGUAUGCCUCCUGGAGGAUUCAGAGGGCGCGGUGGUGGCUACGGUGGCAGAGGCGGAUAUGGUGGCUACGGCCCUCCGCCGCCAGGAAGAGGUGGCUAUGGAGGUCCUCCCGGACGAGGAGGUUAUGGUGGCCCUCCGCCUGGUGGUCGAGGCGGGUAUGGCCCGCCACCCCCUCGCGGCGGCUUUGGACCAAACAGUAUGAGAGGAGGCCGACCACCUCCGCCAGGUUAUCAACCCGGACCUGGUGGUCCCGGAGGUCCUGGACCGUACGACCGUCGUCCAAGCCCAGCCAACGGCUACGGUGGUCCUCCUCCUGGCGGCCCCUACGGACGUCGUUCCAUGGAUAUGGCCCCGGGUUACACCAGUUCGAACAACCUCACAAACCCUUCUCUCCCAUCUAUCCCUCAACAAGAGCAGGGCUAUGAAGCCUACAACCCUCAGCGUCAGAGCUUGCCGAGAGCUGAAUCACCUCCGCCUCUCCCUGGCCACGACGGACAGCCAAUGGUUGGCCAAGCGGUUGAGAUGGACGCCGCUACAGGAAGCCCUGCGCAUCCACCUGCGGGUUUCGGUCAGUUCCGUGACAGUGAUGCUGACAUUGCCGGCAUGGUCGGGCUCCAGCAGCAGCAAAACGGCGGAAACAGGUCUCACCCUCAGAGGCACGACACGUACAUGAGCGAGGCAAGCAGGUACAGCCAAGACGAUGCCUAUGUCCCACCUCGUCAGGCUUGGAACCAGAACCAGGCCUCAUCACGCACGGCGUCUCCGCUGCAACAGCAACGCUCUGCUGAGAUGCUCAACCGAAGCUCGCCUGCGCCAGCAGCCAGCGAUUAUUACGAAGAUGUCGAUCCGCGCUUCGCGGACGCGCCAGCACCGGCACCGGCUCAAAGAGCAGGUCCCCCGCCUGGCCUUCAGGUACCUCUACCCGCGCCCAAUAUGUAUGAUGACGCUCAUGCGGAUGCCGGUGCACGUAGUCCUGGCGCCGAGUCUGAUCUGUCCAACUUCACCUCAAUAUCCCAGAGAGGGGUAAACCCGAGGUGGAAUCCUGCGCCGCCAAUGCCAGGGUAUGGUCAGCCGAUGCCACCCCGACGACCCGUCCAACAGCGAAGGCAAGACAUGCUCUUGAACAACAACCCCGACUUUGAGCUUCCAGGCAGUCGCCUCGGCCCCCCAUCCCGAGCAGGAGGCACCGGCAUGAUACCCGGCAGUGCGUAUCCGCAAGGCCUAUAA